Messenger RNA from Rhizopus microsporus ATCC 52813, 1235 nucleotides. RefSeq lists its product as uncharacterized. Gene Ontology annotation, molecular function: 8-oxo-dGDP phosphatase activity. Lineage: Eukaryota; Fungi; Mucoromycota; Mucoromycetes; Mucorales; Rhizopodaceae. The transcript is spliced from 6 exons. The record is from RefSeq and is a predicted model, not a curated record. The coding region runs from base 67 to 990 and encodes 307 amino acids.
CACAAGUAUUUUUUUCUCUCCCCCUCUCCACCUUUUUCUUCUUAUUUUCUAAUUCUUUGUUCCCAAAUGGUUCACAAUUCCUUACUCGAAGCCGUUCAAUUCUGUGACAAGUAUCCAUAUGUGUUUGAAAAGACAGAGAAGCAACCUGUCGCCUUCAAGCACAACGACGCACUCCUCGGUCAGAUCCUACCCAACGUUAUCUCCGCGCUGACCGAAUACAACAACUCGGUAUCACCUUCACCUUUCAAGAUCGAGCCUGACCUCGUGACGUUUGCCAAUUGGGUGGAUACCUUUGACAAGCGCACAGAGGUGAUGAAGGUAUUAGCAGACACUUGGCGAGAGCGUAAACUGUUUCCUGUUUUGGAGGGAUGGAGAAAUGAACUGUACCCUAUCUAUGGACAUCAUGAUCUUGCCUUUGUCAUGGAGCGUGCGGCUACACCCUUGUUUGGUGUAUCCACAUUUGGAUGUCAUCUGAAUGCGUACGUGACGGAUAAUGAAGGCAAUAUUCACAUGUGGGUAGCGCGAAGAGCAAAGACGAAGCCAACUUGGCCUAGCAUGUUGGAUAAUUGCGUUGCUGGAGGCAUCUCCUACCAGUACCGUAUCAAGGAUACUAUUGUCAAAGAAUGUGAUGAAGAAGCGAGUAUUCCAGCAGAACUGGCUUCAAAGGCACGCAGUACAAAUGUCAUCAGCUAUUAUACCUUUACGGACGGUGGCCUGCAGCCAGAGACAGAAUACAUUUUUGACCUAGAACUUCCUCAAGAUUUUAAGCCCACACCUAAAGAUGGUGAAGUCGAUUGCUUUUACCUUUGGCCAUUAGAAAAGGUCAAAGAGAGUAUAUUAAACCAAGAAUGGAAAUCAAAUUCUGCUCUAGUGGCCAUCGACUUUAUGAUGAGACAUUCAUAUAUCACGCCUGAUGAAGAACCCGACUAUAUCAAGAUCAGUUACCAUCUUCACCGAAAACUCGAGUUUCCUACUCCCAUUCGUAAAUAAAAAAUUUAUUUAAAGCUUUGAUGCAUUCUGUGAGUCCUUGUAGAGAACAGCGUAACCGUUGCUGACGACGACAACGUCUCUUUCCUUGACCUUGGCAACAAAGAUGACGCCCUCUGUCUUGGCAUCGUUCGAAGGUGUCUUCCACAUGUAGAUCUCCACGGUUUCGCCUGGAAAGACGGGAGAUGCAAAACGAGCCUCGAUAGACUUGAAGCGGUAAGGGUCGUUAUUGGCCAAGGAUUUGAUGA